Molecule: messenger RNA, 192 nt
Organism: Prunus armeniaca (apricot)
Lineage: Eukaryota; Viridiplantae; Streptophyta; Magnoliopsida; Rosales; Rosaceae
Source: the annotation of a GenBank genome assembly
AUGGGUGUUGCUUUUUCGUUUUGGGCAGCCAAAUACCAAAUCCCUUUUUUUCACCCAUCUUUUUACUGUUGCAACAAGAAUGUGCACGGACCGGGUACUAGCAAGGAAGAGCCCGUGCCGUUGUCUGAGUUUCUUCCUUCGUUAAUUUUGCUCAAGCUGCUGGAAAGGUAUAUACGUCUCAGGCAUAGGUGA